This is a messenger RNA of Brassica oleracea var. oleracea, 963 nucleotides long. RefSeq lists its product as uncharacterized. The coding region runs from base 1 to 963 and encodes 320 amino acids. The transcript has a single exon. NCBI's taxonomy places the organism in Eukaryota, Viridiplantae, Streptophyta, Magnoliopsida, Brassicales, Brassicaceae. The record is from RefSeq and is a predicted model, not a curated record.
AUGUGCUUUUGUAGAGGGCCGACUUCUGCUGGAAAGCAUUAUGCUAGCUACAAAUUAGUUAAGGAUUAUCACAAAGAUGUAGUAUCCUCUCGACCAGCGAUUAAAAUAGACAUCUCUAAGGCGUUCAAUACUGUCCAAUGGACCUUUAUUGAAGCUACGCUUUGCACCAUGAAUUAUCCGGACCUAUUCAUAACGUGGAUUAUGCAUUGCAUCGAUACAACAGGGUUUUUGGUCUCAGUGAAUGGUGAACUUGAGGGUUUCUUCUCUAGUGUUCGAGGUGUGCGCCAAGGCCGAUCCCUCUCUUCCUACCUUUAUGUGAUUGCAAGCAAUGUCCUCUCUAAGAUGAUCAACAAGUCUGUGAGAAAUGGCAGCAUAGGUUAUCACCCCUGGUGCCGAGAGGUUAGUCUAUCACAUCUGAGUUUUGCAGUUGACAUUGUGGUGUUCACUAAUGGCUCUCAUGACUCGUUAGAAGGCACUCUUCGGGUCUUUGAUGAUUUUGCUCGCAUCUCAGGUCUCACCAUAAACAUCUCCAAAUCAACAGUGUUUGCAGCAGGACGAGGAAAGCGAGAUUUGGACGAAACUGCGCAUCGGGUGGGUCUCUCAGUCUCAGGAAUUCCAGUAAAAUAUCUUGGGCUUCCGCUAACAACCAAGGUUAUGUCGAGAAGCGAUUAUGAGCCGCUCCUGGCCAAGAUUCGAAACCGGUUCCUCGCUUGGACGAGCUCCUCCCUUACCUUUGCUGGCCGACUCCAGUUAAUAAAAUCUGUGAUGGCUAGCAUCACAAACUUUUGGUGUGCAACCUUUUGCUUGCCACAAGAUUGUAUUGAUGAGAUAGAAAGCAUGUGCUCAGCGUUUCUUUGGAGUGGCUGGCGAAAAAUUUCAUUAUUCACAAUGGUCGCAUCAUCAGGUUUUGGACUGAUAUAUGGCAUCCUCUUGGAAGAAUCAUUGAGCUCACCGGAGAAGUAG